Molecule: messenger RNA, 5756 nt
Organism: Lampris incognitus (smalleye Pacific opah)
Lineage: Eukaryota; Metazoa; Chordata; Actinopteri; Lampriformes; Lampridae
Gene: stag1a
Product: STAG1 cohesin complex component a
Exons: 31
Coding region: 166-3948 (1260 amino acids)
Biological process (GO): sister chromatid cohesion
Cellular component (GO): nucleus; chromatin; cohesin complex
Molecular function (GO): chromatin binding
Source: RefSeq, a predicted model, not a curated record
CCUCUCCACUGUGUCCCUUGAGGCCUGGCCCCACCCGCCAUUCAGAGCCACUGCCCUGUACCUUUGCCUGUGGACAGCAAACACACACCCUAAGGACCCUGAGGACACAUAUAAACACUAGCACCCACGCACUCACACCCCUCAACACUACCCUCACCCAUCAGGAUGAUCACCUCAGAGCUCCCUGUCCUACAGGACUCAUCCAAUGAGUCUGGGGCCACAGACGCAGUGAGCCUAAGUAUGAGUAUGAGCGAGAUAGAGGACCCAGAGGCUAAAGGCAAGAAGAAGAGAGGAAGGCCUGGGAAACAGCCCUUGACUUCCAAUAAAAAGCCUCGAAAGUCACCGAUAGACAAGAGUGUAGGAGUGGCCAGAGGGCGAGGGAAGGCCAAUGGCGUGGCUCAACAUAACGGAGAGGGGGCAGACCCUGUUACGCUAUUUGAGGUGGUCAAACUGGGCAAGAGUGCCAUGCAGUCUGUGGUGGAUGACUGGAUAGAGUCAUAUAAGCAAGACAGAGACAUUGCUCUCCUGGACCUCAUUAACUUCUUCAUCCAGUGUUCAGGAUGCAAGGGCACGGUGAGGAUUGAAAUGUUUCGGAACAUGCAGAAUGCUGAAAUCAUCCGCAAGAUGACGGAGGAGUUUGAUGAGGACAGCGGGGACUAUCCUCUCACCAUGCCGGGGCCCUUAUGGAAGAAGUUCCGCUACAACUUCUGUGAGUUCAUCUGUGUCUUGAUCCGCCAGUGUCAGUACAGCAUCAUCUACGACGAGUACAUGAUGGAUACGGUCAUCUCCCUCCUCACCGGACUGUCUGACUCUCAGGUCCGGGCCUUCCGACACACCUCCACUCUGGCAGCAAUGAAGCUGAUGACGGCACUGGUCAACGUGGCGCUAAACCUGAGCAUCCAUCAAGACAAUACUCAGAGACAGUACGAGGCUGAGAGGAACAAGAUGGCCGGCAAACGAGCCAAUGAAAAGCUGGAACUGCUGCUCCAAAAAAGGAAGGAGCUCCAGGAAAACCAGGAUGAGAUAGAGAACAUGAUGAACUCCAUCUUCAAGGGAAUCUUUGUCCACCGCUACAGGGAUGCGAUCGCUGAGAUCCGAGCCAUCUGUAUUGAGGAGAUCGGUGUGUGGAUGAAAAUGUACAGUGAUGCCUUUCUCAACGACAGUUACCUGAAAUAUGUGGGCUGGACACUGCAUGACAGGCAAGGAGAAGUGCGUCUGAAGUGCCUGAAGGCUCUGCAGAACCUCUACACCAACAGAGAGCUGUUCACUAAGCUAGAGCUCUUCACCAACCGCUUCAAGGACCGCAUUGUAUCCAUGACUCUGGAUAAGGAGUACGAUGUGGCUGUGGAGGCCAUCAGACUGGUCACACUCAUCCUACAGGGAAGUGAAGAUGCUUUGUCCAGUGAGGACUGUGAGAAUGUGUACCAUCUGGUUUACUCUGCCCACCGACCAGUGGCUGUUGCGGCGGGAGAGUUCCUACACAGGAAAUUGUUCAGUCGUCACGAUCCGCAAGCAGAGGAGGCGUUAGCUAAGCGCAGGGGAAGGAGUAGCCCCAAUGGGAACCUCAUCCGCAUGCUGGUGCUCUUCUUCCUGGAGAGUGAGCUCCACGAGCAUGCAGCCUAUCUGGUGGACUCAUUGUGGGAGAGCUCCCAGGAGCUGCUGAAGGACUGGGAGUGUAUGACUGAACUUCUGCUGGAGGAGCCCGUGCAGGGGGAGGAGGUACUGUCAGACAGGCAAGAAAGUGCGCUUAUAGAGCUGACAGUGUGUACCAUAAGACAGGCAGCGGAGGCACACCCACCUGUUGGCAGAGGCACUGGCAAACGGGUCUUGACAGCGAAGGAAAGGAAAACCCAGAUUGAUGACAAGAACAAACUGACAGAGCACUUCAUCAUGGCCCUGCCCAUGUUGCUGUCCAAGUACCAGGCGGACUCAGAGAAAGUUGCCAACCUGCUGCAGAUCCCACAGUACUUUGACCUGGAUGUGUACAGCGCCGGGCGGAUGGAGAAGCACCUGGACGCCCUACUCAAGCAGAUCCGCUUGGUGGUGGAGAAGCACAUAGAAACGGAUGUACUGGAGGCCUGCAGCAAGACCUACAGCAUCCUCUGCUCCGAGGAGUACACCAUCAUGAACCGUGUAGACAUCGCCCGCUCGCAGCUCAUCGACGAGAUGACCGACCGCUUUGCGCACUCCGUGGAGGAGCUACUCCAGGAGGCGGAGGAGGCAGACGAUGAUGAUAUCUAUAAUGUUCUGUCGACGCUGAAGAGACUCACGGCCUUCCACAAUGCCCAUGACUUGACACGGUGGGACCUGUUUGGAAACUGCUACCGGCUACUGAAGGCAGGCAUUGAGCAGGGCUCCAUGCCAGAGCAGAUUGCUGUCCAGGCCCUGCAGUGCUCUCACUAUUCUAUUCUUUGGCAGCUGGUCAAGAUCACAGAGGGAGCCCCCAGCAAGGAUGACCUGAUAGCCCUCAGGAGAGUGGUGAAAUCUUUUCUGGCAGUGUGCCAACAGUGUCUGUCCAACGUGAACACGCCUGUCAAGGAACAGGCAUUCAUGCUGCUCUGUGACCUGCUGAUGAUCUUCAGUCACCAGUUGGUGUCUGGGGGCAGGGAGGGUCUCCAGCCGCUGGUCUUCAACCCCGACAGCACCCUGCAGAACGAACUGCUCAACUUUGUCUUGGACCAUGUCUUCAUCGACCAGGACGAUGAGAGCCAGAGCAUGGAAGGAGACGAGGAAGACGAGGCCAACAAAAUCGAGGCGCUUCACAAGAGGAGGAACCUGCUGGCAGCCUUCAGCAAACUCAUUAUAUACGAUAUUGUAGACAUGCCUGCUGCUGCUGACAUUUUCAAACACUACAUGAAGUACUACAACGACUAUGGAGACAUAAUCAAGGAGACUCUAAGUAAGACCAGACAGACAGACAAGAUCCUGUGUGCCAAGACACUCAUCCUCAGCUUACAGCAGUUAUUCAAUGAACUGCUACAAGACCAGGGCCCUAACCUAGAUCGGACCUCAUCUCAUGUCAGCGGCAUCAAGGAGCUGGCCCGGCGGUUUGCGCUCACCUUUGGCUUGGACCAGAUCAAGACUCGGGAGGCUGUGGCCACACUGCAUAAGGAUGGAAUAGAGUUUGCAUUCAAGUACCAGAACCCUCGUGGAUCAGAGUUCCCCCCCAUUAACCUGGCCUUCCUGGAGGUACUCAGUGAGUUCUCCUCCAAGCUACUGCGCCAGGACAAGAAAACCGUCCAUUCUUACCUGGAAAAGUUCAUGUCAGAGUCGAUGUCAGAGCGUCGGGAGGACGUGUGGUUGCCGCUGAUCUCCUACCGGAACAGCCUACUAACAGGUGGAGACGAGGACCGCAUGUCUGUCACCUCAGGCUCCAGCAGCAAGACCGGCUCAAUUCGCAGCAAGAAGGGCCGACCGCCACUACAUAAGAAACGUAUAGAGGAGGAAAGCAGCAUGGAGGGUUCAUGGAUGAUGCGCAAUGACACCAUUCAGACACCGGGGGCACUGCAGACCCCUCAGUUAACCUCCACUGUGCUCCGAGAGAACAGGCCAGCAGAACACAUGCCGGACCCCGACUCAGAGCCUGGGUCAGAGAACGACUAUGUACACAAUCCUCAGAUGCAGAUGUCAUGGCUGGGCCAGCAGAAGAUGGAGGAGGUGAACAGGAAGGACCGGACAGGCAUGAACUACAUCAAGUCACGCAGCAACCAGGGCGUCAGACAGACAGUUCGCGGGCUAAUGGAGGAUGACGCGGAGCCCAUCUUCGAAGACGUCAUGAUGUCAUCACGAGGCCAGCUGGAAGACAUGAACGAAGAGUUUGAAGACACCAUGGUGAUCGACUUGCCACCAUCAAGGAACAGACGCGAGAGGGCGGAGUUGAGACCGGACUUCUUUGACUCUGCGGCGAUGAUCGAAGAUGAAUCGGGAUUCAGCAUGCCCAUGUUCUGAUCUGGGAAAAGGCAGCAUUCUCAAGUCCCGGAUCCAAAUCAGAGGCAAAGGGGGAGGGAGUGUGUUGGGAUGUCUAACCCCAAAUCACCUGCCAUUUCAAACUCUUGAAAGAAAUUAAAAAAAAAAAAAAAAUCAAAAACAAUGAAGUACUUUCCUCUCUCUAUAAGACAUAAUGGGAGGGCGGAACGGACCCAGUGAUUGGAUUUGGGAGUGGAUGAAAUGCAUCCCAGUCUGUCAAGCAAGGACCUGCAUUCUUCAGGCUGACCAGAAGAUCCGGCCCAGCCAUUGGAGUAUCCAACAGCAUUUCCUCUUGGCUAUGGAAAACUCGCAGAGAGAAACUUAAGGAGUUCCCGACACCUGCUCUCCUUCCUCCUGUCUACCGCCCCCCCAUCCCAUUUGGUUUUAGUGGUCGCUCUGAUGGUGCUGUGGUGAAUCUCAGUGCCGGUCAAUUUGGUGCGCGUGUACCCCCCCCCCCUCCCCGGUGCGUCCAGUUUUAUGGUCCCCCAUUCCACAGAUGUACAGCAGUUUGGUUCUUCUUUCUGCAGCACAGAGCAACACAACACUCUGUACAGUGUCCCUACCCCAACCCCCACCUCGUCCCUAUCUUUGCUGUCGCACUGCGACCGUCUGGUUACAUCCAACUUUGACAGUGUCUCAAGACAAUAUUAGAUAUAUAUCUUUGCUCUUAUUACACCCCCACCCCCACCCCUUUAUACGAGUCUCUGUUUGCCAAUUGAUUCCAUGUCCGCGGUGAUGGUGAUGUUGGUGUGUGAUGUGUAGACUGUGUUGGUUUUUGGUGGUUCGUGAGUUACGAAGAGUUAAACACUCACACAGAGGCGAGUGGUUUGUGGACUGGCGGAGGAAGUGAAGCGCUUGUGUGGUGCAUGAAGUCAGAGACACGGGCACCCUCAUUGGACAGUUUGUUUUAACCGGUAGGAGGACAUGAGACACACCCCUCGACUUCAGACAGCAGGCCCACCCUCUCAGAACUCAAAAUGAGCACUUGCUCACCCACACCACAGAAUCACAACUUUUCGAGGUUAAAAUGUUGGGGGGGGAGAUUAAUUAAUAAACAUAUUUUGAAUUCUGUAGCUUUAGUACGGAAGUUUUAAAUUCAGUGUGUUUUGUUUUGUUUUUGAUUUUGUCUGAUGUUUGUACAGUUCUUUCUUGAAAAUGUUUCUUGUUCGUUGCCAAAUUGUGGCCUACAUACUUGUGUCCUGGUACCCUCCUUUCUGUCACUCAUAUCUAAUGGUUAGCAAGCCGAGACUGUUGGCGUGGGGUACCAGCUUAGGCGCUGUAUGGUUUCAGUUGCAUUCGUUCGACGGUUCAUCGUUACAGAUUUUUCCCCGCGAGGAUCCGACUCGUCCAACGCCUUUUGUUCCUGAGGAAAGGCCUGUUGUUGUUACAAGUGAAAACCAUGUUAUUUAAGUCGUACAUCCACACAAAAGGGUUAACCGAUCCAGUAGAUGAGCCGAGAUUUGUCGUUCUCAUCAGUUUUCAUAUCUGCUGCAGCGACUGGUCUGUGUGACUGUUGUCUGAUGGGUUUUUGAUGCCUGUGCUGACUGUGUCCAGCCGGGCACGUUGCAGCCUGCUGCUGUAGUCGUGUGGUUGGUCGGUCAGUCGGUCAUUCUGGCUGGUCUUGGCAGUCCUGUAAAUAUCAGAGACAUUUGGAUCUGUUCUGUGGCGCAGUUGACAUCACCUGUCCUUUUAAUGCUCCAAAAGCCUGUUUUGUUUUGUUUUUUUGUUUAUUUUUUGUUCUUUUUCUGUGAACUUAAAAUUCUUUUUAAUAAAAUAAAAUCUGUAAUCGA